Molecule: messenger RNA, 5247 nt
Organism: Porites lobata
Lineage: Eukaryota; Metazoa; Cnidaria; Anthozoa; Scleractinia; Poritidae
Source: the annotation of a GenBank genome assembly
AUGAAAGAAGAUGAAUAUACAAAAAGCCUUGACAAGAAUCAGGUCUUUGAAAUAUUUCAAAAGCGAGAUAUUCGGAAAAACAUUUUACCCAAAGUUAUAAAGCUUUGUAUGGAAACGCUAUGUUGGUGUCCCUUUCAGGGACAACAAUAUGGCCGCCAGAAACCAACAGAAACAUCUAUUUCUGAGUUUUUCUACUAAUGCGUGAAUUCUUUGCUUGAGGAAAUCGUAAAGAUUAAAGUAAUAUUUAUUCUGAGACAGGGAAUGUUUAGAUAGCAAAAUAUUUCAAAGUCGGUAAUGUUGUUAACCCACAUAAGAGCUUUCCUGGCCGUCAGCUAAAUGCCAUGUCAUGCAAAAGCCUGGAAAUUCACACGUCCUCUCUCGCAAAACGAAGAACCCUUUCAAACCAAAAAUUUGUUUAUAUAAAGGUGUUUAUGUACUGUAAUACCUCAUGAUUAAUUAAGUUCGCUGUUAGGAGUGGAGCUUAAUGAAAAUUCUAUCUCUACAACUCACCGGCUUCCAGACACUAAAAAAAUCAAAAAUCGUAUUAUCGUGAAAUUUGUACACAGAGACACAAGAGAAAAAGUCUGCAAAAAGAGGGCAAGUCUCAUGAGGAAGUCAACGAAAGAUCUUGAUCCAUCUGUCACCAAGAAAAUUGGAAAAUCAAUUCAAAGGGCAAAUUAAAUCUACAUCAAUGAAUCACUAACAAGCUACAGGAAUAGAUUGUUUGGUAGAAUCCACGAAUUCAAAAAGUCAAACAAAUUCGAUCAAAUUCUUAUGGACAGUUAAUGGCAAGAUCAGCCUCAGAGAGAGUAAGACAUCUACAGUUUACAAAUUUACAACUCAUGAAGAUUUUGAAGAAUUUCUGGAUAUACGAGACUAAAAAACACAGUAGUUGCUACUUUAACUCUAUUUAUUUAUUAUGUGUUAUUUUUAUUAGUUUAGCAUGGCUGUAGAUUUUAAUAGUGAAUAUACUAAUCUAUGUGACUGUCUACCCUUCAGUCACUUGGAAUUGGUGUUGGUCAAUAGAUCCAAGAAAGUUAAAAACUGAUCUGUUUGACCUAAUUACCAAUCCAGAUAAAUUUGGCGAGUGUGAUCCUGAGCACAUUCUUCCGCUAUCAUCAUCUGACUAUUAUUCUGUAUCUGAGAUGAAUAGUACCUUUGGAAAAGCUGGAUCAAAUGCCCUCACUCUAUUCCAUUGUAACAUAAGAAGCUUGCCCAAGAAGCUGAGCCUUCUUCAUGCUGUUUUAUAUUGUCUUGAUAGCAGGCCUAAUAUUAUUGCAAUUUCUGAAACAAGACUAAAUGAGAACUUAGUUUCAAACAUGACUCGUCUACUGCAGCAGGUGGAGCAGGACUUAAUGUCUCAAAAAGUUGAAAAUCAAUGCCAAGCCAUGAUCUUCAAUAAUUAUUAGAUGUAGAGCUGGUCAAGUCCUGCUGGGUUGAGGUUGAUCCCUGUAAUGGUAAAGCCCAUGCAGUUAUUGGAUGUAUAUAUAGGCACCCAUCUGCGAAUAUAGAUGACUUUACUAGGAAAUUAGUUGAACUCACAAAAAAUCUCAAUCGGAAAAAACUAUAUAAAAUUAUAUAAGUCUGUAUUUUAGGUGACAUCAACGUAGACUUUUUAAAAUGUAAUGUCCAUUCACCAACCGAGAACCAUUUGGAAAUGCUUUAUUCCAAUAAUUUCCUACCUAUUAUUAAACCAACUAGCUUAAAUGGCAGCUCUAAUUUGGGAAACUAUUUCAAAAGAAUUGAAGUCUCUUAAUAAUUUUGCCAUUAAAAGAAACUGUAAAACCUUUUUAUUACAAAACCAAUGAUAGCGAAACAGCUGAGAACCCUCUUUUCUUUAGCUUCCUGUCUUCAUUGAACAAUGCAGGAAUAGUAAUAUAUAAUUAGGUAAUUUUAUUCUCCUUUUUUUUUAUAAACUUUAAUAUAGUACUUUAUUGCAUUGUAUCAAAAAGUCUAGAAAAAAUUCUAUAUAAACAAGUAUUCUCUAUACCCUAAUUUAUUAUUACCUCACACUUAUAUCUUGGACUCCUCUAUUUACUUAAAUGGGACAGUGACCAACACAAAAGCUUCGGCUACUUUGGUCACUGUGCACACUAUCAACAAACUUGUGUAUUAUAUUUAUUUUUCAUCAUUUGUUAACCUACUGAUUCUGUAAGCUAUCUUAUACUGUAUCAACUUAAAUAGUGCAAAAUAAACUUGAACCUUGAACCUUGAAAGUAGAAAUUCAGAAGAAUCGAUAGUUUCUUAGUUUGAUUUUUGAUGACGUCAAGUGCAAACCAAGAAUACUCUCAUCUCACCGCAUUUUUUAUGAGUUACUACCACCAAUAAACACUGAUAAAACAUGAAACCUAUCAAAAAUGUGUUUCCUGCAUGUAAAGGUAGCGAAAAGGGAUACUCAGGGAGCAGAAGGGAAAGGAGUUUAAUGUUGGUCGGACAAAAACGAGACAAAGACAAGACUCCAGUUAUGUCCACCAUUUUAAAUCAUUUCAACUUUGCUCCAAAGACACAUCUUUCUUCUGGAGAUUGUAACACUAGCUAACUCAAAGCAAAACAGAAAUAUUAAAGCUAACGAUGUUAACCUCAUCUCAAUGGCCAGGAGUAUUUUUGUGCCUCAGAUCGAUCAUACGUUGCUUUCAAUGUUUUGUACGUGGUCCGUCACUGUUUGGAAAAUACUUUCCCAUGACCCCCCCUCCCCCUCGGAAUUUCCAAUGAUCUUCCAUGGAGGGGGUAUGGAUAUUUUCUGGAACCACACCAGUCCUUUCAUCAUGCAUUUUUAUUAAUUUCCGAGAGAUAAUUAAUCAACUCUUAUUUGAUUGUUAUCCAAUACAUGUAGUAUUGAUUAUUGUUUUCAUCUAUUAAAUAUGCUGAGGUUAAUACAGUUGACUCUUUUAAGGGAGGCGGGGAGAGUGGUUGUUUGAACUGACUGAUACUAUACUGUACAUUACACCAACUGUGAGCCCCUACAAACUGUGUGACCAUUUCUUCUUUUCAAAGUUUAGAAAUGGCGGCAUUGUGAAUGCUGUUCUCUUCUGAACCUGGAACUAAUGUUACUUGCAAUAAAUUACUUUGGCAUUUGCUGCCUUUUUACAUAACAUCAAGCUCUUCUGUUAACAUUUUUAAGACUAAAUACAUAUCCUUUUAGGAAAGUUUUUAAUUGAAUCAUUUAUUUAUUUUAAUGACUGUCAAAUUUGUGAUGAUGAUUUUUAGAUAGUUUUUACUAAUGUAAAAAGCUGUAAAGCACCUUUGGAUGCUUGCAGAAAAGGUGCUAUUAAAUUGUUUAUUAUUAUUAUUACAUGUAUUAUUAUUAUUAUUAUUAUUAUUCUAGCCUGUGAUGGUUUUCACAAAUAAGCAUUGCAGCUGCUGUAGAUUACAGAGUAAGCACUUCCACACAAAAUUAAGGCGUCUCGGUCAUGGCCUGCACCUCCAUGAUGUUUAACUGCUUAACAGAAAUAGAACUGAUGAUUAAAAAGUUCAUGAGAACCCUGGUGAAAUACUCAGAGUUCCAAAAAUAUUUUUGACAAAACUCGUCCCUGAGCAAGCAGCAUGUAAAAAUCACCUUCCCAGAAAAAAAAUAGCUGGUUGUCCCAUCAUUUCAAUGGUAGAUAAGUUCAAACAUUCUUAGUAUGAAAAUACCUGUAUUUUAUUACAUUUUUUGCAAGAGAAUUAUAUGAAUGGUCCAAAUAUUUGUACAAAACUUUGUGUACAACACAGUCAUGACUAGUAAGCAUUAUUUUGUGUGUUAAUUUGGGUUACUGCAACUUUAAGUAUUCCUUUUUGUCAGAAAAGCAAAAACAGUUGAGGGGUGAUAUAAAACUAAAUUUCAUUUUGAGACAAUUAUUAUGGCUUGGUGACUCUCCCAACUUGCAGACUUUAAAGCUGCAAUGUAAUCUCAACUCAAGAUUCUCCUAAUUGCUGCAUUUAGUCUGCCAUCAUACUACUGUAGAUUUUUAAUAUUCUUUUAUAUUCUUUUAUUUAUUUAUUUUUUUUCAGUUUAUAUUUGAAGGCGAAGGUGGACAAUGUUUUCUAAAGUGCGUACAGGCCCAAUUAAAUGGAACUUAUUCCUUGGGCAAACCUAUAAAAGUUACCAUCCUGGCAAAUGAGUGCGAUCUAAUUUCAAGCUUUUUCCCUGAAGAGCUGGCGAGGCAACUGGCCACAUUUACCCAGAUAGGUGUAGAAGUCAGUUUACUUGUUCCAGAAAAUACACAGAUUGAUGAUUGGAGUAAAAGGAGCCUAGAAGAAAAUGGAGUUACCAUUGUCAAAGCCAAGAGGCGACCAGGCUUUACUGACCCUUUUGAUUGGUUGUAUUAUCAACCAGAAGACCUCAAAACAGACAUUGUAAUAGGAAUUGGUACACGACUUGCUAAGAUUGCACAGCACUGGAAAGAGCGAUAUCAAUGCAAGAACAUAUAUGUUGGUCUUGACAGUUUGCUUGGGUUUUAUAUAGGUGAGGAAACUUUUGUAGAUGUAGAUUUCAGAAAGGAACUCUCCGUAGCUGCCAACCUUCCUGUUGCUAUAGGACCCAAGACAACUGAUGACCUGUCUGCUUCUCUUCGCCCAAAAGGGAAGCAAGUGUUUAACCUCACCCCUGGAAUCACCAGAGAAUUUAGUAACUUAACUCAUGCAACCAAUGAUGGAAGAAAUUUUCGUGUUCUGCUUGUUGGAGGAGAUAAUCCUGACAAUUUUCAGGAAGAGGGACUUGAACUUGCUGCAGAAACAAUGGCAGAGUUAAAUGAUAAAUCCUAUCAUCUAAUUUAUGUUGGUGCAAGAAAAGAAACAGAGAAGCAAUUUGCCAAUCUAUUUCAACAGUGUGGUGUUCCUAAAAGGCAGCUAACAAUAAGAAGCCUUCUAAAAACUAAACAAGAAUGGAAAGAUCUUUUCUGUGAGGUGGACCUUGCCAUCAUGCCAUCAGGUGACAAGGAGUUUGGUUUGGAGGCACUUCUUGCCUUAUCUGCUGGGCUUCCUGUGCUUGUCCAUGGGGAAUCAGGAUUUGGUGAGGCUCUCAGGGAUGUCACAUUUGGAACAUCAGCCAUUGUGGAUUCUGAUGAUGCCAGAGAGUGGGCUUCAAGAAUCAUAACCAUCAGAGAGACGGACAGGAAGACCAGACUUGAGCAAGCAGCAAUGUUGCGUUCAAACUACGAUGAGAAGUACAGCUGGAAGAAGCAGCUUACACCUUUGGUUGCAAUGAUGUUCAGCAUGGUUUUCGGUAUGGUUUUUAUUUCAAGUUUUUCACUUACUAUGCUUUUAUAG